Messenger RNA from Daphnia magna, 1119 nucleotides. RefSeq lists its product as uncharacterized. The transcript is spliced from 6 exons. NCBI's taxonomy places the organism in Eukaryota, Metazoa, Arthropoda, Branchiopoda, Diplostraca, Daphniidae. The record is from RefSeq and is a predicted model, not a curated record. Bases 1 to 873 code for a protein of 290 amino acids.
AUGUUGGAAUGGAUUGUUGAAAAAAAUUGGGAAACAUUGAAUGAUUCCAAGACAAGUAAAAGGCAAAUUUGGCAUGAAAUUUGCAGUAACUUGGAAGAAGCAGGAUUUUGUAUUCGUGGAGUUGACAAAAUCCAGACAUGUAAAAACAAGUGGGAAAACCUACGCAAGGAUUAUAGAAAUUAUAUAUCCAAAUUUCAGCAAACAGGAAGCGGUGCAAAUGAUACCCAAAAGAAGCCAAAGUUCUUUGAUUCCAUCGAAGCAGUAAUAGGCUCCAGCAAUCAUUCCUUUCGACCUCCUUAUGUGAGUGAUUCACUAUACCACAAUCCUCACAAGUUCAAAGUUGGUGAAGAUCGGGAAGGUGAAAUUAAAAAGACGGCUAAUGAUUCAAAUAAUUCGUCACUUUGUGGAGUUGCUUUACAGGAGGAACCUAAACCCCUAGGUAUAUCAUGCACUGAAAAAAACAACUCCGGUAUGUUGUCUUACAUAUCGGAUGAUGACAUAUUUUUGGAUAGCCUCGACGAAGCAAGCGGAUCAACUCAAACAAAAAGGAAGAGACCCAGCAAAGCUUCCAAAACCGACAAGGUUUUGGAAGUUUUCCGUGAGAUGCGUGACGAAAGAUCCUGUCGUCUUUUAGAAGAAAAAAAAGACAAACAAAAACGACAUGACGAAAGAAUGGAAAAGACGCAACAAUUAAUCGACGUAAUGAAAAGUUUGGUUCCGUCUUCCAAAAAAAAGAAAAAGAAAAAGAAGAAAUGCGGAAACAAGAAGACAUUUUCUUCCAACAACGAAAACUUUGAGUCAAAAAGAAAGCGAUCGCAUUCUGAUUCAAAAUCAAGUUCUUCGUCUGAUGAAUGUAGUUCUUCAUCAUCAUAAGUGGACGCCUUGUUUUGGCGUGAUGGCAUACAGUGCUUGCUAGUGUCCUAUUUUUUUUCUUCAAAAAGUGAAUAUCACUUUAUAUCUAAGAAACAAGAAUCAAAUAUUGAACCAAGAAUCGAAAUAACGACGUAUUAAACGUACCAAAUGGAUACAGGAUUACUUUUGAAUCAUAAACCGGAAGCUGCCACUACAAUUUACCAAAAUGUUGUAAUAAAAUGAAAAAGUAAUAAAAAUAUUACAAUG